This is a messenger RNA of Anthostomella pinea, 912 nucleotides long. The record is from the annotation of a GenBank genome assembly. NCBI's taxonomy places the organism in Eukaryota, Fungi, Ascomycota, Sordariomycetes, Xylariales, Xylariaceae.
AUGUCACUCAAGAACGUCGCCGUCUUCGGGGCGAACGGCCAACUCGGCCAAAGCAUCACCAAUGCCCUGCUCAAAUGCAAGAAACAGACCUUCAACGUCCUCGCAGUAAUCCCACCCGGCUCGCAGGAGCCCACAGUGCCGAGCUCGUCGAACUACAAAUGUCAAACCAUCGACGUACUGACAGCAUCACGCGAUGAACUCAAGAGUGCUCUGAAGGAAUCGACGCUGUCGUCAGCGCGCUCAACAGCAAAGCCUUGGAUUCCCAAGCCAAUAUCCAGGAUGCAGCCGCCGACGCAUGCGUCAAGCGCUUCUAUCCCAGCGAGUACGGCUUCCACCAGACUUACCACAAGCCAGGCGACGACUGGGGCUACGUGCACCCGAUGUGGGACUGGAAGGCCAAGACUAUCGAGGCGGCUCUGCUGUAUCUAUAUUGUUUUUAUUCAUUUUAAUUACCACCCGGCCGUCGAUUCUGAGAAGAUGAGCUACACGCUCAUCGGCUGCGGCGACUUCUACAACCAGGGCCGCGAGGCUAUAUGGUGUCCGUGGACGCAGCACGAUCCGCCGAACGGCACGUAUACCUUCCACGUCAUCGGUCCGCCCGGCGCAGAGAAGGCGAAGGCGGACUUCACGCACAUCGACGACUUUGCCAACUUCCUGGUCGCCACGCUCGACACCGUCAGCCACGGGGAGAUCGUGGCCUUGCUGGAGAAGUACAGCGGGAAGAAAGUCAGGUUCGAGAGGUACGGCGAGGAUGACAUGCACCGUAUCGUGGCGAAGCCCGAUAGUGCGCCGGAUGAGCUGAGGCAGAGCGCUUUUCCCGUCGACUUCUGGUUUUUGGUUAAGGGUGCGCAGGGUACGGGGACGUUUCGGAGGCCCGGGGCGAGAAUAGUAAUCGUCUCUUUCCGGACGUGA